Molecule: messenger RNA, 2716 nt
Organism: Miniopterus natalensis
Lineage: Eukaryota; Metazoa; Chordata; Mammalia; Chiroptera; Miniopteridae
Source: RefSeq, a predicted model, not a curated record
AUGCAUGAAACUCAGGAGCCACAAGUAAAAAAGGAAACAAAAUCAGAACAAGACACAGUGAAACCAGAAAAGACUGUUUCUCAUGGUAAACCAGAAGAAAAAGGUGUCAAGCAGAUAAAAGCUACCACAAUAGAAAAAACAGAAAAAGCUGAACAUCAAGAAAAAGAUUCGCCACCUAUAAAAACAGACAAACCAAAACCAACUUUAACAGAAAAACCUGCAAGAGCAUCAGAAGAUUUUGAAGAUGUUCCAGCUUCAAAGAAAGCUGAAGUAGAAGAAGCUGAAGAUGUGUCUUCCACAAAGAAGCAGAAAAGCCCCAUCAGUUUCUUUCAGUGUGUGUACUUGAAUGGUUACAACGGCUAUGGAUUUCAGUUUCCUGUCACUCCCGCACAGCGCCCUGGGGACAGCUCUGGCCCGCCAGGUUCUCCAGGACAGAAGCAACAAGGACAAUAGAUACAUGUGCCAUCAUUAGAAAUGCUUUGAGACUCUGAGGACAGGAUCUUCCAUUUGUCCACACUGGUCAGACACGUGAAAUAAAGGAAUUUGGGGAAUUUCUUUGAAAAUAAUUUACUAUUCUGCCUGAUGUGGGGGAGAAACGUGAGUAAAGGGAUUGAAUAAUAGCAGACAUGCUGAAAGAUCUGGGGCUCAAGACUCUGCUAUUUGUAUCUGUUGCUAGUGUGGGUGCUUAUAUUUUUCCAUUUCUAGUCACUGUAGGAUUGUUCACAAAUUAAUUUAAUGUUUACUUAAUAAUAGUUUUCUUAAAUGUAAUUGACACAAUUACAAAAUGAAACCCGUGACUUCAGUUGGAUAGGUAUUUUUAAAUGAAAACACAGACUACGCUUUAAGUUUUAAGAAUACAGGAACCUAUGUAAAAGCUACUCUUUUGUAUCAUGUAGGUAUCUAAACUCAAUUUACCAAUAAGUUGGUGUUUAAUAGUUUAAUUUUAUUUAUAUCUAUUUCUAUUUUAGUUGUGGCUACGCUCUAAGACUGGGUUACAGUUGCACCAAAGAGUGCUAUAAGUUUCUUGUGAUGCUCUUUUAGAGCUCAACAUACUCUGAACUUCAGACAUGACAAGAAGGAAUAGAAAUAUUUGAUAAAUCUUAUCUCUAAGAUUUAUCUUGAAUUGUAAUUAUGACAUUCACUCUAGUGGAAAUACACCAUCUAAUUAGGCAGGUCUGGUGAAUCAUUUGUGUAAAAUACAAGCAAAUGAGACGUAGAAUUUUCAGAUUUCUCCGGACGGUGCCCUAAUAAAAAUAUCACCUGGAUGAAAUUUAGAUCAAUCACUAAAUUUCAGUGACAGAUGCAAAAGUAUUUUCAUUAUACUUUAAUGGGAUCCUUCUGUGGAGUUAAAUAACUUUUCUUUCUCAAAAAGGAAAAAUAUGAUUGUCAUCAAAGUUGAAGGAAUACAUUUUAAACAUAAGUGCAUCAUGAGAUGUCUUACUUGUUUUGUAGGUAAUUGGUUAUUAAAGCCAAUGAAAUGAAUGACAAUCUUUAACUUACUUGACGACGCAUCACUGGGAAUGACUAUUGUGGUUUUGCCAUCUUUUGUCUCCGAGUGAUAUAAACACUUACGUUCUUUAUCACAUUUUUUCUAGUAACUCUAAAAGUCAUGCUACUGUGAUCUUUUCAUGUUUACAGUUGCAACUCAACUUAUGGCAAAUUAACUCAGGAAACAAAUUGAGUUAUUUUUUUCUAGGAUUAUACUUAACUUAUGGCAAGGUAGCCAGAGCUGAUACUAGCCAAGUGAUUUAUUUUCAAGGACUACAACUAACUAAGUUCUUUAAUUCUGAGAUUUAAAACACUGUCUUACCAAAAUAUCACUAGGCUGGGGCAUCAGUAACAUGUUCAUUAUUAAUAAUGGACUUUCACUGACUUUUGUGAGAGAAUUUGGUCUUCGCCACAUGCUGGUGGACCUAACUCACACCACAAAAGCUAACAUUACAAUGAACCAAGAUUAAUGACACUCCUUACGGGGGGCCUGGAAAUGUGUACUGUCAGGAUUGACCAGAUGGUACCAUCUCGAAAAGCCCUUUUAUGUAGCAAUGGAAAUUUGUAAUAUUACAGGAUGGAGUUUAUUGCUCAACUGCUCCUCCAGCUUAUCCAAUUUAGUGAGUAAAGGAAAUAGAGAGCAAUAUAAUAGUUUUUGUUUUUUAAUUUUAUAGAACAAAAUUAUUUAUUCAUUAAUUCUUAUAUCCAGUGACUAUUUAUUGAGCAUUUAGUCUUUCUAGAGCACUGUGUUAGAAACUGAUCUGUGUAAGAAAAAUAUCAGAGAUAAAUUCGAUUACCAGUAUUAUCUUGACACAAUGUAUGGCCUUGGAAAAUUUACUAAACACACUAUGCUUGUUUUCCAAUGUGUAAAAUAGGGAUUUCAAGACAACCACCCUUAUACACAGAUAUACUACAGACACUGACAAAAUAUCUUAAUAUAAAUAUAUCAAAAUUAAUUUCUAAAAUAAUACUUUUGGAUGCUUUCCUCUGAGUGCUUUUCUACAUUAUAUUAUUGUUUCAUUCACUUUCGUUAUGAAAACUACUUGAUAAAAAGUAAAAUAUGAUAACAUUGUAAUUAGAGUUUAGACAAAUCAAUUAGGAUUAAUUGUUAAUAAUAAUUGUUAUGGCUUAUCUGCUUAAAGUUACAAUGAUGAUAGCACUUGAAAAAUACAAACUAAAAUCUCAUCUGUUUGUAUGAUUCCACCAAAUAAAGUAUUUCUAGUUCUUU